AUAAAAAGAAAUUCACUUCAUUUUAGAAUUCGUACCAACCGAAGUAUGAGAGUCAUCGCCUUUGUGCUUCGAGAACAGAACAUCUUUGGAGCAAUACGUCGAACACUUGGCAUCACUUCUUUUUCCGCCCAAAAUCUCCGCCCUGCUAUCAGUUUUUGCACGCGAACGCCAUUAACAGCUGAUGAAUUUCCAUCAGAAACUUCAUCGGAAUCCGAAAAGGAAUCAAAAGAAGGAGAAGAAGCAAAGAGUUUAAGCUGGAGAAUUGAGAAAUUACAGAGAGGUGAGUCCGUCGCCUCCGCCUUCCAGAGCUGGAUGGGUGAUGGCUUACCCGUCCACAGAGGCGAUAUCUUCCAUUCUAUCAACCGUUUGCGCAGGCUCAAAUCCACCAAACGCGCCCUCGAGGUGAUGGAAUGGGUGAUAAGGGAGAGACCUUACAUGCCAAAAGAACUAGAUUACUCCUACUUACUCGAGUUCACGAUGAAGUUUCAUGGGAUCCCACAAGGCGAGUCACUCUUCUCUCGGAUCCCAGUCGAGUUCAAAAACGAGCUUCUGUACAACAAUCUUGUGCUCGGUUGCUUAGAAAAGGGAUUAAUAAGACUUUCAUUGGCAUACAUGAAGAAAAUGAGAGAAUUACGAUACCCAAUAUCGUACUUAGCCUUCAACCGCCUCAUUAUACUCCAUUCCUCCCCCAGUCGUAAAAAGUCAAUUCCGAAAAUCUUAACUCAGAUGAGAGCUGAUAAAGUAGUUCCGCACGUAUCCACGUAUAACAUCCUACUCAAGUUGGAAUCCAACGAACACAGUAUCGAAGGUCUGAUAAAAGUUUUUGCUGAUAUGAAACGAGUCAUGGUCGAACCGAACGAGAUAUCUUACUGCAUAUUGGCUGUUGCGCACGCUGUGGCGAGGUUGUACACUGCGUGCGAGUCUUACAUCGAGUGUAUCAAAAAGUCAAUGACGGGUGACAACUGGUCAACGCUGGACAUUCUUGUAAUAUUGUACGGGUGUUUGAGGAAGCAUAAGGAGCUAGAAAGCACAUGGGCCGUGAUUCAAGAACUACCUUACGUUAGAGGUAAGAGUUUCGUGCUGGCAAUUGAAGCCUUUGGUAAAAUUGGAAACUACAGUCGAGCAGAAGAGCUGUUUCUUGAAAUGUCAUCGAAAAGGGGAAUUAAAGCAACCGAGCAGUUCAAUUCAAUGAUAGGGGUGUAUUGCAAUAACGGGUUGCUCACUAAAGCCACCGGGCUGUAUAAAGAGAUGGAGAAAAAUGGCUGCAAACCGAACGCGAUUACGUUUCGCCACCUGGCGCUUGGUUGUCUGAAAGCAGGGUUGGUGAAGGAAGCUAUCAAAACCCUCGAAUUAGGGCUUGGAUUUCCGGUGAGCGAAAAAAUUAGGAAAUCAACACCUUGGUUAGAAACUACGCUCUCGAUAAUGGAGGGUUUCGCGGAAAAUGGUGAUGUGGAAAAUGUGGAGAAAUUGUUUCGAGAACUGAAGAAGGCAAAGUAUAGUAGGUACACUUUUGUGUACAAUUCGUAUAUUAAGGUUUAUGUCAAGGCCAAGGUUUACGAGCCUAAUCUUCUUACGAGGAUGAUUUUGGGAGGGUGUAGACCUGAUUCCGAGACCUACAGCCUAAUCAAACUCAUAGAACAGUUCCGAUUAGGGUAAUUAUUUCAGCCUACGAUUAGAGAUAUGUUCGAAUUAUUACCGGAAUAUUUAUUUGUAUCGAUAUUACAAUUUUGAAAUGUAGAAAUAGAGUUUUGAU
Messenger RNA from Erythranthe guttata (spotted monkey flower), 1753 nucleotides. RefSeq names its product Tetratricopeptide repeat (TPR)-like superfamily protein. Gene Ontology annotation, cellular component: mitochondrion. Gene Ontology annotation, molecular function: protein binding. Lineage: Eukaryota; Viridiplantae; Streptophyta; Magnoliopsida; Lamiales; Phrymaceae. The record is from RefSeq and is a predicted model, not a curated record.